AAAGACAUUCUUAGAUUUACUCCUACCCCUAGAAUUGGACGAAUCAGAGCAGUAGUGCAUUUUUCUCCCUCUCUCGGAAAUAAACCAAUCAAAGUGAUGCUAAAUUACCCCUUCCACCAAGAAAAAAAACGAAUUACGCGCCGCCGGCUCUGCGAGUUGACAAAAAGGCGAUUUUCGGCUCCGAAAACUCAUUCUAUUCUAAGUUUCUGAACGUUAUACUACGUUUGUUCGGAGAUUAACUAGCUUAUCAUGGCUCGUACUAAGCAAACUGCUCGUAAGUCAACUGGUGGAAAGGCUCCACGCAAACAACUGGCUACCAAGGCCGCCCGUAAGAGCGCGCCAGCCACCGGUGGAGUCAAGAAGCCACAUCGUUACCGUCCCGGAACAGUCGCUCUCCGUGAGAUCCGUCGUUACCAGAAGAGCACUGAGCUCCUCAUCCGUAAAUUACCAUUCCAACGUUUGGUGCGUGAAAUCGCUCAGGACUUCAAGACCGACCUGAGAUUCCAAAGCUCUGCUGUAAUGGCCCUCCAGGAAGCCAGCGAAGCCUACCUCGUUGGUCUUUUUGAAGACACCAACCUCUGUGCCAUCCACGCCAAGCGUGUUACCAUCAUGCCCAAAGACAUCCAAUUGGCCCGUCGUAUUCGAGGAGAACGUGCCUAAGUUAUUUUUCAACAUCAAAAAUUAAUAA
Microplitis mediator is the source of this 688-nucleotide messenger RNA. Its product is annotated as histone H3. The record is from RefSeq and is a predicted model, not a curated record. Gene Ontology annotation, molecular function: protein heterodimerization activity; structural constituent of chromatin; DNA binding. Gene Ontology annotation, cellular component: nucleosome. The transcript has a single exon. Bases 250 to 660 code for a protein of 136 amino acids. NCBI's taxonomy places the organism in Eukaryota, Metazoa, Arthropoda, Insecta, Hymenoptera, Braconidae.